AAUCAUAAUCUAACCACGCUAACCACAAGUUAAUUUAUGCUCAUAACAGAACAUAAUUCUAAUUUUUCAAUAACCGUACGGGAAAAUUCAAGUCCUAUUAAUAAUUUUUGGUGUGUUUCAACUGGAAUUUAAAAAAAAAUCAGGUGUGACCACCAUAAAAAUCUUAGGUUAGAACUCUAGCGUUUUGGAAACUGCCUUUAACAUAGUGUCAAACAAGAUUUAAGGUGGCCACAAUGUCGGCUAUCGAAUAUUCAAAAGCACUCGUUGCACGGGGAAGAUCUUCAUGGAAAAACGUCCACAACUGUAAACUGUGCCCCUAUUUUACGACAUCGAUUUUGUGUAUGGUGAAUCACGUGAGGCGACAUCGCCCAUCUCUGGAAAGAUUUACAUGCUCCGAAGCCAAACUCGAAGUGUAUUAUUGCAAAGACUGCGAUUUUAAAACGGAUCUAACGAUUCUGUUCAAACAACACAUUAACAAACAUCACGGCCUUAAGAGUGAAUCUAGAGAAGUUUUGUCAAUUGAGGACUUCACCAUAAAAAACUACGUUUGCGAAAAAUGCGCCUUCGAAACAAAUUUCUUGAUGAAGUGGCGUCAACACACUUCCAUAUGCACGGAAAAGAAAGAAAAUGUGCAAAGUCUGAGUCCCCCGAGCCAGAAUGCCACGUACGAAGAAACUGGUAAAUGGCACAAGUGCAAAAAAUGCGCUUUCAAAACUAAAGCAAAAUGGAUUUUAAAAUACCACACGCAUAGCACACACGGGCGGGGAAAACAUGAUAAAUGGCACGAAUGCAAGCUGUGUCCAUUCAAAUCGAAGUAUAAGGAAUCUGUGAAAAGGCAUCUAAGUGUGAAACAUCUCGACGAAAAAGAAGUUCAGUGGUACGAAUGUGCGAGCUGUUCCUAUAAAAGUAAAAGAAGCGAUAAGUUGAGACAACAUGUAAGUGUUCGCCAUCCAGAUAUCAAACCAUUUCAGUGCGAACGUUGUCCAUAUAAGGCUAAGUUAAUAAGUCAUUUAAAGGAGCAUAUAUACAACAACCAUUCCGAUUGUCCCGAAGGAAACGUUAAAUGGCACAAAUGUGAGAAGUGUCCAUUCAGAUCUAAGUAUGAGAUAUCUUUAAUCAGGCACGUAAAGAACCAACAUGUAGAUGAGUGGUUCAAAUGUACGAGCUGUUCAUAUAAAAGUAAAGAAAAAGAUAAGUUGGAGCAGCAUAUAAAUGUUCGACAUUUAGAAAUCAGACCAUUUCCGUGCGAAUAUUGUCCAUAUAAGGCGAAACACAGUAGUCAUUUAAAGCGUCAUAAAAUUCAGAUGCAUUUGGACGUUAAAUGGUACAAAUGCUUUCUAUGUUCUUACAAAACUAAAAACAAAUUGGCUUUGUAUAAGCACAAAAUUAAAUGUAUAGAUUUUCAUUUUUAAUAAUUUGGUUGUAGUAGCAUUAAGCUGUGUAUGUAAC
Zophobas morio is the source of this 1449-nucleotide messenger RNA. Its product is annotated as zinc finger protein 711-like. NCBI's taxonomy places the organism in Eukaryota, Metazoa, Arthropoda, Insecta, Coleoptera, Tenebrionidae. Gene Ontology annotation, molecular function: DNA-binding transcription factor activity, RNA polymerase II-specific; RNA polymerase II transcription regulatory region sequence-specific DNA binding. Gene Ontology annotation, biological process: regulation of transcription by RNA polymerase II. The record is from RefSeq and is a predicted model, not a curated record. The transcript is spliced from 2 exons. Bases 234 to 1412 code for a protein of 392 amino acids.